GUUUACAUCACUCGGCGUUUACGCAAGAAAGCCGCAGAGGCCAAACCGGUAUAGUGUUGCAUGAGUUGUUGGUUGUGACUGGGUCUGCUGCUCUCGCCAUGGCUUUUGAUUUGAAGAAGGAAGAAGAUGUUAAGGAAUUCUUGGAUAAUCUGGGAAUCGAGUACAGAUUUGGGUGUUUCAGUGAGAAGAGAGCUGACAGUUGCCACUUACUGGGAGACUAUCUAGAAGGCGUCAAGAAAGACUUUGAAAAGGCAGCCAAAGUAUUCAGAACAAACUGCGAUGAUUCAUCAUAUGCAAAGAGCUGUUACAAAUUUGCAAACUACUGUUUCCUGGGUAAAGGAGGCAAACAGAACAUGGAUGAGGCCUAUUCCUACUACUUGAAGGGGUGCUCAGCUGGCGACCCUGACUCCUGCUUGAAUGGAGGACUUAUGUGUGUUUCAAAUACACCCACAGCUCAGCAGAGGCCAAAGGAUUAUGAUAAGGGUUUAGAACUCUUGGACAAAGCAUGCACCGGUAACAAUGCAUUCUCCUGCUACUAUAUUUCGGGUAUUUUCAUCCAGGGAGUGAAGGACGCCAUUGCCAAAGAUAUGACAAAAGCUUUUGAUUACUCCAACAAAGCGUGUGAUUUGGGAAACAUGUAUGCUUGUGCUAAUGUGUCUCAGAUGUACCGGAAAGGAGAUGGAGUAGACAAGAAUGAGGAAAAGAGCGAGGAGUUCAAGAAGAAAGCACUUGACCUUCAAGACCAGUACAAGGAACAGAUGCAGAUUCAAUUCCAGCAAGGAACUAAACCAGUUUAAAGUUAUAUCUGUUAUUUAUUUAAUUUUCAAAAAUAGUGUUUUAUCACUUGUCUUUAUAUCGAUUUGUGAUAGUCGGGAUAUAGCUAAUAUUUAGUUUUAUAUAUGUACAGUGCAUGUAGAAAUUUUGUAAAUUAUCUGUACAAAGAACUUUUUUUUCCUUUUUUGUCAAGAUAUAAAGUGUUUUUAUCAUAUUUAUAAUUAGAAAUGUUGUUGAGCAUUACAAAAAUGAUCACAUAUGAUAUACAUUAUUCAUUUCUCAUACUUUUAGUAUGGGGUUUGGAUAAAUAGAUUAUACAUAAAUGUGGACACUAGAAAUCUUGUAAAUGUGGCAUUUGCCCUUGUUAAUAAAUUAUGAAAAAAAAUGUAAA
Penaeus indicus is the source of this 1165-nucleotide messenger RNA. It is a transcript of the gene Coa7, whose product is annotated as cytochrome c oxidase assembly factor 7 homolog. The transcript has 4 exons. Gene Ontology annotation, cellular component: mitochondrial intermembrane space. Gene Ontology annotation, molecular function: protein binding. The coding region runs from base 99 to 797 and encodes 232 amino acids. The record is from RefSeq and is a predicted model, not a curated record. Lineage: Eukaryota; Metazoa; Arthropoda; Malacostraca; Decapoda; Penaeidae.